Molecule: messenger RNA, 1683 nt
Organism: Ipomoea nil (Japanese morning glory)
Lineage: Eukaryota; Viridiplantae; Streptophyta; Magnoliopsida; Solanales; Convolvulaceae
Exons: 1
Coding region: 1-1683 (560 amino acids)
Source: RefSeq, a predicted model, not a curated record
AUGGCAUCAGAGCGGCGAUCGUACGCCGCUGCUAUCUCCGGCGUAGGCGAGGCUUCUCCGUCGGCGAAUGCCACUACUCCGAUCAAUGGAUCACAAAUCCCUGCUGCUCCAGGAGCAAUUUUGCAGGAGAAUCAACGCGGUCGUCCACAGAGGAACCUCAGCAUCGAAGAUCAGGAUAAUCCGCUCCUUCUUACUGUCAACGACAGUCCUUCGAUCGUCCUUGUGAAUCCGCCGCUUUCAGGGAGUUCCAACUACAAUAGUUGGUGUAUCUCUAUGCGUAUUGCGCUAGAGGUUAAGAACAAGUGGGGAUUAAUCAACGGUGAUGUUGAGCCCCUAUCCAGAGAUCAUCCGCAAUACUCUGCUUGGCGCCGAUGCAAUCUCCUUGUUUGCUCAUGGCUGUUCAAAUCUGUACAUCCUCAGAUUGCUCAAAGCAUAAUGCACCUUGAAAACGGGAAGGACAUUUGGGAGGAUCUUAGAAGAAGGUUUUCCCAGCGUGAUGCUCAACGCAUUUCUAUUUUGCAGAAUGAUAUCUAUAAUAUGAAGCAAGGAUCUCUAAGCGUGAACGAUUACUACACUAAGAGUCGAACAUUGUGGGAGGAAAUGAACAACCUGAGGCCUAUUCCUGUUUGCAAGUGCACUUGUAAUCUCGUCGAUGAAAUUCGGAAGGAGAGAGAAGUCGAUCAGGUAAUCCGAUUCUUACAGGGAUUGAAUGACGACUACAGCACUUUGAAAUCUCAUGUCCUUGUCCUUGAUCCUCUACCUGAGGUCUACAAGGUCUUUGUUAUGGCCGAGAAGUUAGAAAGGCAGAUCAACUUGACUAACUUGAACCUGGAAAGUCUGGACAGCAUUCACUCUAAUGCGGUGCAUGACAACCAAGGUUCUAUCAAUGGAGAUCAUGUAGGAGCAGUUCUGAAUAACUUCAAUGGAAAGAGAAACAAUGCCUCUAAACCUAAGUGCACCUUUUGUGGAAUGCUAGGGCAUACUGUUGACAAGUGUUAUAAAAAACACGGAUAUCCACCGGGAUGGAUCCCGGGAUACAAAUCCAAAGGAAAGCAGGUUGCGGCUAUGAAUACUAAUGGUACAGAUUUGGGAGUCACAGCUGAACAAAUGCAAAAGAUAAUGGCCUUUAUCGAGUCUCAAUCCCAAUCUGCUCCUAAGGUUAACACCAGUGCAGCAGUUGCACUUGUGCCUAAAUUUGAUGAGAUGAAGUCUACUGAUGAAGGCAAGUAUAUCACUUCUCCCUAUGUUAAUUCUGUUGCCUUAUGCUCAGCUUCUUGGAUAAUUGAUUCAGGAGCUACAAAUCAUAUUGUGUGCUCUUCUGAUUUUCUCACAAACUGUCACAAAGUUGAUAAUGUUGCAGUCAAUCUACCCACUGGUCAGAGAGUUAGUGUUGAACACAUAGGAGAUAUUGAACUUGACAAUGGUUUAUGGUUGAGAGAAGCUUUACAUAUUCCCUUGUUCAAAUUCAAUAUUAUCUCCGUAAGUAAACUGCUUAAGGACACCACAUAUACUCUAACUUUUGUUGAUGGACAAUGUCUGAUUCAGGGGAUUGGAGUGAUGGCUGGUUUAGCUAAAGAAGAAGGAGGGUUAUACCUGCUGAAGAAGCCCCCAAAGAAGUCUGGAAAGGGAUACUCAGUAUAUUGUAGAGCUAUGGCAUCAAAGAUUAGGGCAUUUCCCUAUUAG